This is a messenger RNA of Salvelinus namaycush (lake trout), 1800 nucleotides long. Its product is annotated as chitinase-like protein 4. The coding region runs from base 239 to 1642 and encodes 467 amino acids. Gene Ontology annotation, biological process: chitin catabolic process; carbohydrate metabolic process. The transcript has 9 exons. Gene Ontology annotation, molecular function: chitin binding; chitinase activity. Gene Ontology annotation, cellular component: extracellular region. NCBI's taxonomy places the organism in Eukaryota, Metazoa, Chordata, Actinopteri, Salmoniformes, Salmonidae. The record is from RefSeq and is a predicted model, not a curated record.
GAAGGUGCGACGGUUUAAAGAAGUAGUUGGUCAAUAGGCCCAUGUUGUGAUUAUUAGGACUAGCACAGCGUAUUUGUUUCUCCUGGAGGUGAAUAUGUAGUAAUGUUUUUCCUAAUUUGAAGUGAGACCUUCGCCGGUGUUAUCCAGACACGGGAGGACAGCUUUUUUGCAAUCAUUUCCCUAGAUCCUACUUUCUUGCCCUGUCAGAUGUAAGUUUCCACCUGGAUGUCAACACAACAUGAAUGUGGCAGCAGUUUUUGUUUGGUUCAGCCUGGUGGUCACUAAAGCCAUUUGUACUCUGGAAGAGUACCGUCUGGUGUGCUAUGUGAACAGCAGGACCCAGCACCAUCCUGACAUGCUUGCCUUCAGCCUGGACAUGGCUGACCCAUUCCUCUGCACUCAUAUCAUCAUGGCCUACAUGGACCUGGACCAGGACUAUCACAUCACACCCUUCACACAGGAGGACAAGACCCUCUGCAACUCCCUCAACAUGCUCAAAGAGAGGUGUGUGUAUCAGGGUGUUACUACCACAACUAUCAGGUUGUAUAAUUCCAUCUCUUCUCCCUCCACCAGGAACCCAGAUCUGAAAACUAUGCUUGCUGUUGGGGGAAGGAACUCUACUGACACCAGGCUCCUAAAGAUGUCCUCUGACAACACCAGGAGGAAGACGUUUGUCCAGUCUGUUCUGAAACACCUGAGGCAGGAGGGCUUUGAUGGACUGGAUGUGGUGUGGCAACCUCGCUCUGCUUCUAAUAUAGCACAGGGGGGGGGAAAUAUAUUCACUAAUCUGCUCAAGGAGCUGCGUGGAGGAAUUCAGGAGGAGGCUCGUGUCUCAGGGAUUGAGGCCCUGCUCCUCUCCACAGCAGUGUCAGGCCUGGAGGCAUAUGCCAGAGAGGCCUACGAUGCACAGUCCUUCCCCCAGUAUGUUGACUUCAUCUCCUUGGUGACCUCUGACCUCCAUGGACCACUGGAGGGAAUGUCAGGUCACAUCAGUCCAUUGUUCAGCCGGAAGCAUCCAGCUAUGGACACACCUCAGAGAGAAAACCAAGUACAGUACUGGCUCUCUCAGGGAGUGGAUUCCCAGAAGUUGACUCUGGGGUUCCCUGCCUACUCACCUGUACCCCGGAUCCUGGUGAACGAGAUCAAUUAUGACAAGGAAGAUACAGAGCUACAAGAGGACGCAGGGGAAUAUACUGAGACUGAUACUACUGUACGUGUUAUGGCCUACCAUGAGGUGUGUCAGUACCUCAAAAGUGGGGCAGUGGUGAAAUUUGAUAAGAGCAAGAAGCUGAUAGAGGCACAUGAAUACGAUCACUGGCUGAACUUUGAAUAUAUACAUAUCCUGAGGGAGAAGAUGAGAGCGCUGCAGCGUCAGGAGCUGGGUGGAGCCAUGGUGUGGUCUCUGGAUCUGGACGACUUCACGGGGACGCUGUGUGGCAAAGGUCGCUUCCCGUUCACCAGACUGCUCAAAGCGUCGCUUCUCAGGGAUAAGGGGCCACGACAACAUAAACGACACCACCGCUCACGCCACCGUCAUCACCAUCGCCAUCCACAUCGUCAUGGUGGUUUCCUUUCCCAUGACAGCCAUCGCACUGGUUACCAUGUCCAUUGUCACCGUCACCUUGACCGCCACAACACUUAAUCACACAGUGGAGUGUGACUGUAACGUAACUCACUACACUGGCAAGACUCAACAUACCAUCCCUGGGGCGGCAGGUAGUCUAGUGGUUAGAGCGUUGGACUAGUAACCGAAAGGUUGCAAGAUCGAAUCCCCGAGCCGACAAGGUAAAAAUCUGUCGU